AUGGGUCCAGGUGCCUCAAACCGUGUUACAGUCUCCACUCGGAGUUCGACGGCACUACUCAGUGGUCUGCUAAAUGUAACAAUCCACCACUACUGGACUCUAUACUUUACAGGAUCCCAAGACAAAGUCACCUUCAAGGGAAACUAUAUUCACAACACAAGCGGUCGUGGACCAAAGGUUGGAGGCCUGAGCGGAUCAGUUGAGCCCAAUGUCUUCUUCCACGCUGCAAACAAUUAUUGGUCCGACAUCGCUGGCAAUGCUUUCCAAAUCGGCAAGGGAGCCAAGGUGCUUGCGGAGGGCAACCUUUUCGAGAAUGCAGUCCAACCACUCAUCUUCGACUUUGGGGUCACUUCGAGUCCCCUCUGGUCUUGA
This is a messenger RNA of Sclerotinia borealis F-4128, 372 nucleotides long. The record is from the annotation of a GenBank genome assembly. NCBI's taxonomy places the organism in Eukaryota, Fungi, Ascomycota, Leotiomycetes, Helotiales, Sclerotiniaceae.